Messenger RNA from Cyclocybe aegerita, 2655 nucleotides. Lineage: Eukaryota; Fungi; Basidiomycota; Agaricomycetes; Agaricales; Hemipholiotaceae. The record is from the annotation of a GenBank genome assembly.
AUGUAUGACGUCAUCCGAAACCGUUCCUCUUGCCGAGUUGGUAUAAAUGCACCUCUGUCUGCCACCAUGCCCAUAGAAAUCAUCGAUAUUCACUCCCAUUCCAAUGACGGCAUCAUCGUUUCCGACAUUCCCCAACAGAUCCUGGCAGGCCUCUCCCUUCCUCCUGGUCAGCGCCAGAUGCCCACCAUGCUGCUCUACGAUGAGCGUGGUCUGAGGCUUUACGACGACAUCACGACUGAAGUUCCAGAGUAUUACCUGUUUGGAGCCGAGGAAGAGAUCCUGAAGAACAAGGCCGAUGAGAUCGUACGGACCAUGCAUCGUGGGGUGGAGGUCCGUUCUGAUGAAGUUAUAGUUGAACUCGGGGCGGGUGCAUUGAGGAAAACCUCUCAUAUAUUAGCAGGCCUCUCUCGCUUGAUGGGUGAGGUGCAGCCGUCAACACCUAUCACCUACUACGCCCUCGAUCUUGAACAACGAGAGUUGGAACGCACUCUGAACGGGAUUGCAAGAUCCGAAGUUGGGGAACAACUUAUCGGCAAGAUACAUACCAAAGGAAUGUGCGGCACCUACGAUGACGGUUUGAAGUUCAUCGAGAGCGGAGCAUUAUUCAGUCAGAACGUAUCCGACGAUCUCAAUUCAUCGGACGAACUUAAUUCCCAAGAUGCAUCGCCUUUUUCCAGUGACUUUUCAGUGAGCGAUGCCUCGUCGGAGACGGAUUCGCCAACGAUUUCAACACCUGAAGGCAGCAAUAUUCCUCUGCAUAUCAUGUUCCUUGGGUCGUCGUUAGGAAACUUCUCUAGAUCCGGAGCUGCAUCAUUCCUGAAGGGUCUCCCCCUUCGGCCCGGUUCCGGAGACACGCUUCUCCUUGGCCUGGAUCACGACAACGAGAAAGACCGCAUUGAAGAAGCCUACAACGAUAAACAAGGUUUCACGCGUCGUUUCAUCUUCAAUGGCUUAAAGGCUGCAGGACGUGCUCUGGGCAAUCCAGACAUGUUCGAUGAGGGGAACUGGGAAUAUGUUAAUCACUACAACGUUGCCGAACGUCGUCACGAAGCCUUCUUCAAGGCAAAAUGUGCCCACACCGUCAGUGACCCUGUGACUCACAAAACUAUUUCCUUCAUGAAGGACGAGCUCAUGAAGAUCGAAGAAUCAAUAAAGUUUUCCGAGACCGACACUUAUACGAUGUUCACUGAAGCCAAUCUUCGCGUCGUUCAGAGAUGGAUGGAUUCGAAAUCACAAUAUUCUUUGUGGCUUCUCGAGCGGCCUCCUCUUAUCUUCCCGACUCUAUCAGCUUCUCUUGCCGCCGAUCAAGUACCAAGAAAAUAUUCGACGUCUCCGUUCGGCGUUCCAUCUCGUGAAGAAUGGAAGCAUCUGUGGGCGGCAUGGGAUUUCAUCACGCUACGCAUGAUUCCUCCGUCGAUGCUCUUCCAGAGGCCCAUUGACUUGCGCCAUAUUUGUUUAUUCUAUCUCGGCCAUAUUCCAACAUUUUUAGAUAUUCAUUUGUCCAAGCUGCUCAAUGAACCUCAUUCCGAACCUGAGCAUUUCAAGGACAUAUUCGAGCGGGGCAUUGACCCUGACGUCGACGAUCCAAAUCAAUGCCAUCCUCACUCUGAGGUUCCUGCUGAAGAUGAGGAUUGGCCUACUUUGACCACCAUUUUGAAGUUCCAAAGAGUCGUUCGCGAGAGGUUGAUGAAGCUUUACGACGAUAUCGACUCUGGCAAGAUCUGUUUGACGCGCAAAGUCGGACGUGUCUUGUUUAUGACUCUCGAACACGAAGCCAUGCAUGCUGAAACGCUGCUGUACAUGCUUCUUCAACGCUCGGGCACUGGCACCCUCCCACCGCCCGAUUUUAUCUUGCCACCAUGGGCUUCGCUUGCCGCCGCAUGGGAUGAAACGCCUCUGCCCUCUUCCGCAACCAUUACGUUGGGCCCUGAGACAAUCGCCCUCGGCCAGGACGACAUCGAAGCAGAGGACGGCGUGCUGGAUGGCGAUGCCAGGACCCACAGUUUCGGCUGGGACAAUGAGUCACCAAAAAGAUCGGUCCGCGUUGGACAGUUCAGAAUUGAGUGGAGACCGGUAACGAAUGGGCAAUUCUACCAGUUCUAUAAGGACGGCGGGAAAGAACAGGUGGAGUUCCCUUCGAGCUGGGUCGAGGAAGCUGGAGAAGUCAAGAUACGAACUGUCUAUGACCCUGUUCCGAUGUACAUUGCCCAUGACUGGCCCGUCAUUGCAUCGUAUGAGAGUCUUUCGACGUAUGCGAUCGUCAAAGGCGGACGCCUACCAACAGAACCAGAACUGAGGCUCUUCUACGACAAGUUCGAGUCAGGCUACGAGGGAGGUGCGAAUGUCGGCUUUCGCAACUGGCACCCCAUCCCGGCCACAACGGGAGGAGAGCGAAACGGAGGCAAAGGCAUCAAUGGAGGCGUAUGGGAGUGGACAUCAACCACUUUCGAUGCGGUCGACGGGUUUGUUCCUUCUAAACUGUAUCCUGGAUAUUCCAUGGAUUUCUUUGACCAGAAACAUCAAGUUGUGCUUGGUGGUUCAUACGCGACCAUCCCAAGGAUCUUCGAAAGGAGGUCGUUCCGUAACUGGUACCAACGCAACUAUCCCUACCCGUGGGUUGGCGGGCGUGUCGUGUAUGAUGUAGAGUCGAAGUGA